AGAUCAAACAUGGGAGAUAUGGAAGAAGGAGCAAAUGUUCAACGACCACCACUUCUAAGGGGACCAAACUACAAAUUCUGGAAGGGGCGCAUGAAGGCUUUCCUAAAAUCAGAAGGUGGAAGAGUCUGGAGAAGUGUUGAAACUGGAUGGCAGACACCUACAAAGCCGGUUGAAGGAUCAGACGCUAAAAUUCCCAAAACAUUUGAGGAAUAUUCGAAGGAAGAAGCUGCAGCUGCUGAAUGCAAUGACAAGGCGUUAAAUGCUUUGUUUGGAGCGGUGGACAGUUCUCAAUAUAGACUCAUUGCUAAUUGCACUGAAGCAAAGAAGGCAUGGAAGAUUCUUGAGACAACUCAUGAAGGAGAUGAAAGAGUUAAGACAGCAAAAUAUCAAAUUCUCAUGACCAAAUUUGAAAAUCUUCGAAUGGAAGACAAGGAAAGCAUCACUGAAUUUCAUGGCAGAGUGAGAGACUUGGCAAAUGAAGCAGAACGACUUGGAAGACCUUUUGAAGAGGACAAUCUUGUUCUAAAGGAACAAAAGAAGAAAAAGGCUGAAAAACUAACAGCAUUUCAGGUGGGUGAUCUCGACCUAAAAGAUGAUGUCAUAUCAGAUGAUGAUUUUCAAAAACAACUUUCACUGGUCACCAAGCAGUUUACAAAAAGGUGGCUCCAAAGAAAAAGGAAACAAGCUUUCAUCCAAGAUCCUCAGAGAGGCUCCCAAUCCAGAAUGUUGAAAGAGAAAGAGUUCAAGAUGCAACCGUCAGAAACAAGGAGAAAGGGACCACAGUGCUUUGAGUGUGGUGGUUUCGAUCACAUUCAAACUGAAUGUGCCAAUAACAUGAAAAAGAAAAGGCAGGCGUUUGCCUCAACAUGGAGUGAUGAAGAGCCAGACACUGGAGAUACUGAUGAAGAAAGUAACUGUGCCUUUGUCACAUUAGAAGUACAGGAAGAUUCUGCAGAGCAACUAAGAACACUCCAAGAAAAGUGGAGUGACCUGCUUGAUAUAAACAAGAGGAAUGUAUCUAAAAAUCUCCUUCUAAAAACUAAACUGCAGAUCUGUGAACAAACUGUUGAGAAGUUGCAACAUGAGCUGAAUCAAAAGGAAACAGAAAAUGCAAAUCUGAGGCAUGAGCUCAAUCAUCACAUGAAGUAUCAGAAAUGGAUGAAUAAAGCAAGAGCUGGAAUCUCACAAGAAUGGAUGCUAAGCUCAGAGGCAAGGGCUAUUGAGCACCAAGUUGAUAUUUCUAAAAUGUAUGGAGAUAGGACUAGACUGGGUUAUCCAAGAGAAGAAUUAACCAAAACACCAUUAGAUCUCUUUAUCAACCAAAAUGACGCCGGGGAGAAGACAGACAGCCUGCCUGUUAAAGCCUCACAACAACAACUGCUACACCACAAAGAAAUUAGAGCAAGUGAGAAAGAUGCCAGACUAUGGCAUUACAGAUUAGGGCACAUCAAUUACAAAGACUUGACAACUUUGUCAAAUUCAGGAGCUGUCCAUUCAAGUCAUCCAAAGAAAACCUUCAGAACAACCCAGCAACCACUUGAACUACUUCAUCUUGAUCUAUUCAGAUCUAUGAAGACUGAAAGCAUAGGAGGAAAGAGAUUUGUACUUAUGGUUGUAGAUGACUUUACAAGCACUCUGUCUGAUAACUUGGUCUUAAUCAGUGCAUUCUCUGUCACAACCUGCAAGUCUUAGACUUUUUAUAGGUUGUAUAUUGAGGGUAGUGAAACUUUCCCAAGUUAGUUGAUCACAUCUAUGCAGUCUAUGCUAUCUAAAAUUU
This is a messenger RNA of Cuscuta campestris, 1777 nucleotides long. The record is from the annotation of a GenBank genome assembly. Lineage: Eukaryota; Viridiplantae; Streptophyta; Magnoliopsida; Solanales; Convolvulaceae.